Molecule: messenger RNA, 1419 nt
Organism: Macroventuria anomochaeta
Lineage: Eukaryota; Fungi; Ascomycota; Dothideomycetes; Pleosporales; Didymellaceae
Product: NAD(P)-binding protein
Exons: 5
Coding region: 1-1242 (413 amino acids)
Source: RefSeq, a predicted model, not a curated record
AUGAGUGAGAACUAUCUAGAGCUCGAUGUAGCUCAGGGGAUACCGGUUUGGGAUGAGGUAUUCCAACGUGAAAAAGAGCAAGAAAAGCUUAGAAAAUUGGAUGAGAAGGAGUUGAAGAAGGCCGCUGCAUUAUAUAAAAAGAGACAACAGCAAGCAGCAAAGGAGCUGCAAGAAAGUGCUGCAGAGGUGUGCAAAAAGGACGCAGAAGCAAAGGCGCGGGAAUGCAAGGCAGCCCGGGUGCAAAAGCAGCAGGAAAAAGACGCUGCAACCGCAAGAAAAUUGCUGGUAGCGCACAGUUUGAAGCUCAGAGGUAGCUACGCGAGGAAGCCAUUGUGUAAAUUUUCUUUGAGGUACCAGGAUCAAAAGGAUUCAAAGCCUCGAAGCCUCCGCCUGUGCCGCAUAUCCCUCCCCAGUCUUCUUCCCUACUCUGUUCCUGCACCAAUGUCGGCCACCACAGAAACCAAAGUGUACGUCGUCACCGGCGCCAAUCGAGGCCUCGGUCUCGGCCUUGUGCAAUCACUCCUUGCGCGUCCCCAGCACACAGUGGUCGCCACGGUUCGUAGCGAGCAAGCCAAACAAUCGCUGGAAGACGAGGUCAAGAGCGUCACGAAAGGAACUGGCAGCACGCUUGAAAUCAUACAAUACGACUUCUCCACGGCCAUCGCUCCGAAUCAAGUGGAAAGCACAUUUGCCAAGUUGAACAUUCACUACAUUGACGUUCUGGUGCUCAACGCCGGAGGGGCACAACCAAUGGUCCCGCCAAGCGAAACCACAGCCGAGGACCUACGGGCAGCUUUCGAGACCAACACCAUCGCGCCUCUGCUCGUCUUCCAGGGCCUGAAGUCAUAUCUGCUACAAGCCAAAUCGACUCCCAAACUCAUCUGGGUCACCUCUUCGGUCGGGAGCAUUGGCGACAUGGAUCCGUUUGGCGGCGGCGCCUACGGUCCAAGCCGAGCGGCACAGAACUGGCUGGCGCGCUCCAUCCAUCUCGAAUUCAACGGCACAAAGGGCGACACGCGUCUGAUUGCCAUUCCCCUGCAUCCGGGAUGGGUACAGACGCGCGCGGGGCAAUAUGUCGUCGAUCAGUGGCAGUCGGCGCUCAAGGCCAUCGACUACAACAUUGAGAAGCCCCCGACUACGCUCGAGGACAGCGUUUCCGGCAUGAUCAAGGUUAUUGAAGAUGCGACGGCGGAGCAGUCAGGCCAAUUCCUGACCUUUGAAGGCAAGUCCUUGCCGUGGUGAGUUAUCAUUUGUGGGUUUGAAGAGUUUGCGAGCCAGGCGUGCCCAUUCAGCGUGGAAGAGGCUCCCAAAAGGUCAAUAGGUGUCAGCCGUCAGAACGAAAGAAUACACUACUAUGCGUUCAUCUAUGCUGCCUGUAUUCUAAAGGAUAGCUAGGUCCUAGCAUAUGCUUUCUAUUAC